Aspergillus aculeatus ATCC 16872 is the source of this 821-nucleotide messenger RNA. RefSeq lists its product as uncharacterized. The transcript has 3 exons. The coding region runs from base 22 to 750 and encodes 242 amino acids. Lineage: Eukaryota; Fungi; Ascomycota; Eurotiomycetes; Eurotiales; Aspergillaceae. The record is from RefSeq and is a predicted model, not a curated record.
CGAGCUCCCACAACUCCCACCAUGUCCACCUACGAAGUGGAACACAACACCACCGACCCUUCCUCAACCACCACCGCCACCACCACAGGAGGAACAACAACAACAACAACCACAACGCACCCGCGCCGCCCUGACCUCUCCAGCUUCUUCGCCACCCUCUCCGAAAUCACCCCGGAUGAAUCGCACAGCACCCACCGGCCGCACGCCGUGCCAGUCCCGCGCGACAUCAGCGCAGCCUUCUACACGCUCGCCGAAGCGUUGAACGUGAUGCGCCGCGACGGGGGCAGCGGCGGGGGCGGGGACGUCAUCGCCGCCGCCGCAGCGGGGGGGAUCCCCAGCUUCGGGCCGGAGGAUACGGCUACCGAUGUCAACGGGGGCAACGAGCUACUAACGGAAAUGAUUGCGUCGUUGUUGCAGUCGGCGGAGCGGCCGCCCAAGGAGGUGGAGGGGGUGAGUGAGGAGUUUUGCGAUGUGCUCGAUCGCGUGCCCAAGACAUCCUUGAACUCGUCGCAGGUCUGUCCGAUUUGCAACAACCCGUUCUUGGAGGAUCAGUACCCCCUUGUCGUGCGGUUGCCGUGUCAUCCGACGCAUCUGUUUGAUUUGGAGUGCGUGCGGCCGUGGUUGAGGUUGCGGGGAACGUGUCCGCUGGAUCGCACGGAUUUCGCCAAGCAGGAGAGGGACAAGGCGGAGGCCAGGCGGAAGCCGGCGGUGGAUGAUGAGGAGGAGGAGUGGGAUGGCAUGUAUGGUUAGGUUUACAGAUAGGGGCCGAAUAAUAGGGCAUGGUGUUGCGGAACUAUGCUUUGGACCCGCGAGGCUUGCUG